GUUGACUGAUGAAGUUGCUGAGAUGACUUGUAAAUUCUCCUCUGCUCAGAUUGAGAAAGUCUCCGGUAGUCCAACUUUGAAACUCCCUCAUUUAUUCAAUCUAACUCCAAAUUCAUCGGGGAAAGGCAACCAAGCACCAAAGCAGCAUCCUGUAGGUAGUCAAACCAAUCAGGAAACUUUGCCAGCCCCAAAAACAGUUUCACCUCCAUUUACAAUUGAUGAAGAUGGUGAAGCACAAGAGACUGAUGAUUAUUAUGCUCACAACAUUCGUCGUUCUGUUCGUGAAGCUGCACUAUCAAGCUCAUCAAGCAACUCAGAAUUGUUGCAGGAAAGAAGCAGUGAUGAUGGUUCUGAACACUUCUUUAUACCUCUAUCAACAACAGAUGCUGCUUCUCAGAAAGAAAUCGACUAUGUUCCUAACUGGAGAAAUCAACAACUGGUUUUCUCCUCACCACCAGAAGAUCAGGCCCCGAUGAACAUGACAGAUCUUUCCUGUAAUGCCAAUAGCCAGCAAAGCUUCAUUCCAGAUAUGUUAAAUAGAUUGAAUGGACUGAAGGAGAACAAAAACCUGGCCAGGCUGUUCCAACCAUCCACUGAAAAAAUACAAAGAACGCAUCCUGAAGCUAACAACACUCUGGAUCAAGUUUUCUCACCUCCAUUGUUACUGGAAUCAUCAUUCUUCCAAGAUGCAUACGAGGACUUGCUUGGUAUGGUUAAUAUUUCCAGGCAUGUGUUGGUAUAUUUUUUCAAACUGCCUAGUGUGGGUGUUGAUUUUGGUCUUCACUGUCCGCUCUGUUGGCUGAGUGCAUUGCUCAUAGUUCUUGUUCCUGAUUACUACACCGCUAACUGUGGCAACCAUUUUCUUUUCUUCUGCAGCACCAUUAUCUGA
Molecule: messenger RNA, 889 nt
Organism: Musa acuminata AAA Group (dessert banana)
Lineage: Eukaryota; Viridiplantae; Streptophyta; Magnoliopsida; Zingiberales; Musaceae
Product: AUGMIN subunit 6-like
Exons: 2
Coding region: 23-889 (288 amino acids)
Biological process (GO): spindle assembly
Cellular component (GO): HAUS complex; mitotic spindle microtubule
Molecular function (GO): microtubule binding
Source: RefSeq, a predicted model, not a curated record